Messenger RNA from Topomyia yanbarensis, 1005 nucleotides. RefSeq names its product calphotin-like. The record is from RefSeq and is a predicted model, not a curated record. Lineage: Eukaryota; Metazoa; Arthropoda; Insecta; Diptera; Culicidae. The transcript has 2 exons. The coding region runs from base 525 to 959 and encodes 144 amino acids.
UCAGGCAAAACCUGAGAUAAUUGGAUGGCCUUGUUCCUGUUCUAUUUUGUUGCACCGAUGUUUUAAGCAAUGUUUUCAGUCAUACCCAGAAGGCCCGAUGGAAUACAAAUACAAAUCAUUUUGCGUAAGUUGUACUUCCCUGCAGGCCAAUACCAUAAACAAACAAAUUUGCACAUCACCGGUCAAACUGCCCAGCGCGCUGAUUACAAUGUCACAUUAUUCAGUGUUAUAUCAUAAUUUGUGCGAUUUACGGUAUACUACAGCAACCUAAGUUGAAAUAAAACCCAAAAAUCGUGAAGCACGCCCAGGUCAAAACAUAGUACCAACAUUGGUCCCCACAACUGAUUACCAUAACUAUUGUUGGCCCCCUGAAGAACCGAAACGAAUACCUUUGGAAGGGUGUCUAUUGGCCAAAGCAGCUGAUAUAAAAACCAAUACCGGUUAUAAAUGAUUAUUAUUCAUUAAUUGUUCGUUUAUCGCUGCGGUUCCUUUUUUCGCCCCGUUAGUUAGACGCUGAUUUCAUAAUGUUUACGAAAAUACCCGUCAUUGCAACCUGCCUGUUGGCUGUGGUCAGUGCCAAGCCGCACGUGUACGGUCAUGUUGCCCCAGCAAUCGUCACCGCUCACAGUUCUCAAGUUUUUGCUCGGACCUACAAUGGAAUAGUGCCGAUAGCGGUUCCAGCUCCCGUGCCUGCACCAAUACCCGUCCCCUACCCGAUCCAUUAUCCAACGUUCUACGUUCCACCACCACCACCACCGGUGCCGGCGGUUUUCACCUAUCCGGUGUACACGGCAGCUCCAGCCGUACCGGCAACUCCGGUCGUCGUGGCAACCCCGGCGGUGGUAGCUGCUGCUCCAGCGGCCAAAGCAGUAAUCGCUGCUCCAGUGGUCAAAGCUAAGUUGGUGCGGAAGCCCGCGCCUUAUCUGACGACCAUUCGAUAUCGCUCGGUGUAUGCGUAAACUGAAUCGGUUUACACUUACCUUGAUGUGAUUAUUCUGUAGUUUU